GGGGUGAACCGCGCUGCCACCGGGAUGGGGCCGGGGCGCGGCGCCGUGAGGGGGGCGGCCCGAGCGCGGCGGGUACCGGGCGGUUACCACGGAGACGGGCAGGAAGCGCUCGCCACGUGCUGACGUCUCCGGCAUCCGGAGCGGCACGGCGCGGCAUGGCGGGGCGGGACCUCCCCGCCGCUGAGCGCUUCCUCCGCAGGAUCAUGCGCCCCGACGAUGCCAACAUCGCAGGCAACGUGCACGGCGGCACCGUGCUGAAGAUGAUCGAGGAGGCGGGAGCCAUCAUCAGCACCCGGCACUGCAACUCCGGGCAGGGGGAGCCCUGCGUGGCUGCGUUGGCACGCGUGGAGCGGACGGACUUCCUCUCACCCAUGUGCAUCGGAGAGGUGGCCAACGUCAGCGCCGAGAUCACCUACACCUCCAAGCAUUCCGUGGAAGUCCAGGUCAAUGUGAUGUCUGAAAACAUCUUAACAGGGGCCAAGAAGGUGACGAACAAAGCGACGCUGUGGUAUGUGCCACUGUCCCUAAAGAACGUGAACAAGGUGGUGGAGGUGCCCCCCAUCCAGUACGUGCACAAGGAGCAGGAGGAUGAGGGCAGGAAGCGCUACGAGGAGCAGAAGCUGGAGCGGCUGGAAACCAAGCAGAGGAAUGGUGAUGUGAUCCUCCCAGUGAUCAACCCAGAGCCGCACACGGUGGGCUACAGCCAGUCCAGCCUGAUCCACCUGGUGGGCCCGUCGGACUGCACGCUGCUGGGCUUCGUGCAUGGAGGGGUCACCAUGAAGCUGAUGGAUGAGGUCGCCGGGAUCGUGGCCGCCCGUCACUGCAAAACCAACAUCGUCACCGCCUCCGUGGACGCCAUCAAUUUCCACGAGAAGAUCAAGAAAGGCAGCGUCAUCACCAUCUCCGGGCGCAUGACCUUCACGAGCAAUAAGUCCAUGGAAAUCGAAGUCUUUGUGGAUGCCGACCCGUUUGUGGACGAGCCGCAGGAGCGGUACCGAGCCGUCAGCGCCUUCUUCACCUACGUGUCGCUGAGCAAGGAGGGGAAGCCGCUGCCGGUGCCGCAGCUGCUGACGGAGAGCGAGGAGGAGAAGAGGCGCUUUGAGGAAGGGAAGGGCCGAUACCUGCAGACGAAAGCCAAGCGGCAGGCGCAGAUGCAGCAGGCUGCCCAGCACUGAUGGCCCCGCGCCGCCCCGCCAAACCUCCCCGUCCCCAUUCGUGUUGUUGUUGCGUGUGCGGGGCCUCGUGCCGCGGCCGUGCCGCCGGAGCAGGGCUCGUGUGCGGAUCUGGCGCUGCAGGAGGGCCGUGCCGCCGGCUGUGCCGCUUCCACCCUCGCCCCGUGGUUUGGACGGCUCAGGAGCUCCUGCGCGCUCUGCCGGGAGCAUCUGCAUCCCUCUGUCGUUCGGAGCCCUGCGCUGUGGUUUCAGCUGCCUGUGUGGAGCGGUGCGGGCGCACGUGGCUGCAGGAGGGACGCACGAGGCCUCGAGUCUUUGUGAUGCUGUGUUACACUUACAGUAUGUCCUAAAAACGUACACCAAAGCUUAUUUAUGAUACUCGCAGCUAUAAACGCGACCAAGUAUUGUAUUGAAUGUCUCAGCCCAUUCCAUUGAAAUCUCUAGGUAGUUUCUCUCUGCGCAUCCGAGUUAUUUAAGGAAUACUGUGACAUAAAUAAAGUCUGUCAUCUUUGACUGAAA
Messenger RNA from Lagopus muta (rock ptarmigan), 1691 nucleotides. It is a transcript of the gene ACOT7, whose product is annotated as acyl-CoA thioesterase 7. Gene Ontology annotation, cellular component: cytosol; extracellular exosome; nucleoplasm. NCBI's taxonomy places the organism in Eukaryota, Metazoa, Chordata, Aves, Galliformes, Phasianidae. The transcript has 8 exons. Gene Ontology annotation, molecular function: long-chain fatty acyl-CoA binding. The coding region runs from base 156 to 1175 and encodes 339 amino acids. Gene Ontology annotation, biological process: acyl-CoA metabolic process; palmitic acid biosynthetic process. The record is from RefSeq and is a predicted model, not a curated record.